AUGUACAAUCCCAACAUUUCGAACACCUCGAGUCAAUCUCAAGAUACCAAGGAUUUCUUGACUAGCGAAAAACAACCUGAAGAAAAUGAUGAGCCCUUAGAAGAGCAAGUUUUUCUUCUCCCUCGCGGUCAUGUUCCGCAAGCAUACCUUGAUUCGUCAAACACUGACAUGGCUAGCAUGGAUAUACAUCUUCCAGAGAGCAAUGUGGGUUACAAACUAUUAACAAAAAUGGGUUGGAAGGCCGGUCAGGGACUUGGAAGCUUACAACAAGGGAGAAAAGAACCAAUUCGUAUAGAUACAAAAUCUGAUUGUUUGGGUGUUGGAAAACUUGAGGAAGAAAACUUUUAUCAUGUAGUUAGUACUGCAAAACGCAAAGCAUUAGAUAGUGAGAAAAUCGCAGAAGAAACAGAAGAAGAGCGUCAACGAAGAGAGAACAAAGUACAAAAACAAGAAUCCAUUAAAAAAGAAUUGGAAAUUAUCAAUUCAGCUUUUUAUUGCGCACUUUGUGACAAGCAAUAUACGAAGAUAACGGAAUAUGAAACACAUUUGAGCUCAUAUGAUCAUAACCAUCGCAAGCGAUUCAAAGAAAUGAAAGAGACUAUUAAUCGUCCAGUUGCAAAGUUGGAUAAAAAACGCGAGAAGGAGAGAAAGAGAGAAGAAAAAGAAAUGGCGCGGUUACAACAAGCUGCGCUUCAGAAAGUUGGCAAUAAAUCAUCAUUUGCCAAGGGGUCUGUUGAUGAUGACAUAUCUUGCUCUGAAACAAUUAAAAGCACAAGCACUGUGAAUUCUAAGACAAAUGGCGGAUGGGUUUCAUCGGUUGAAGCAUCAGUUUCAACAUCUACCGACUGCAUUCAAAAUGGUCCAAGCUUCGUCCGUGCAACAAGUAACACGAGCGGAUGGACUUCCUCGACAUCUGAAACAUCCGGAUGGAAUACGUUAUCAUCAUCUGGAUCCACAAAGCCUAAUGUAGGUGGAUGGACUUUGGCCGUAACAUCUAUAGACACUCAAUCAUUUCCAGAAAGAAGUGAAAAUGUUGAUAUUGUAAUUGACAACAAAACUUCCACUGAAAAUAACUCAUCUAAAUCAAAAUUCACAUUUGGUAUUGGUAAACCUGCUUUGGAGCAAUCAGAGGUGUGUGAUUCUUUGCUUUCAAAUGUAUAA
Dentiscutata heterogama is the source of this 1161-nucleotide messenger RNA. The record is from the annotation of a GenBank genome assembly. NCBI's taxonomy places the organism in Eukaryota, Fungi, Glomeromycota, Glomeromycetes, Diversisporales, Gigasporaceae.